UACUGUGUGCCCUAGCCAUCCUGAGAUCGAAAAUUAUGACUGCCUUAAAAGAGGACGCCCAGGUGGAUCUGUUUCGUGACAUCACUUUCUACGUCUACUUUUCCCUCGUACUCAUUCAGCUCGUCUUGUCCUGUUUCUCAGAUCGUUCACCCCUGUUCUCGGAAACCAUCCACGACCCUAAUCCUUGCCCGGAGUCCAGCGCCUCCUUCCUGUCCAGGAUCACCUUCUGGUGGAUCACAGGGUUGAUUGUCCGGGGCUACCGCCAGCCCCUGGAGGGCAGUGACCUCUGGUCCUUAAACAAGGAGGACACGUCGGAGCAAGUCGUGCCUGUUUUGGUAAAGAACUGGAAGAAGGAAUGCGCCAAGACUAGGAAGCAGCCAGUGAAGGUCGUGUACUCCUCCAAGGAUCCUGCCCAGCCAAAAGACAGUUCCAAGGUGGAUGCGAAUGAGGAGGUGGAGGCUUUGAUUGUCAAGUCCCCACAGAAGGAGUGGAACCCCUCCCUGUUUAAGGUGUUAUACAAGACCUUUGGGCCCUACUUCCUCAUGAGCUUCUUCUUUAAGGCCAUCCACGACUUGAUGAUGUUUUCCGGGCCGGAGAUCUUAAAGUUGCUCAUCAACUUUGUGAAUGACACAAAGGCCCCAGACUGGCAGGGCUACUUCUACACCGCGCUGCUGUUCGUCGCUGCCUGCCUGCAGACCCUGGUGCUGCACCAGUACUUCCACAUCUGCUUCGUCAGCGGCAUGAGGAUCAAGACCGCCGUCAUUGGGGCUGUCUAUCGGAAGGCCCUGGUGAUCACCAAUGCAGCCAGAAAAUCCUCCACGGUCGGGGAGAUCGUCAACCUCAUGUCUGUGGACGCCCAGAGGUUCAUGGACUUGGCCACAUACAUUAACAUGAUCUGGUCAGCCCCCCUGCAAGUCAUCCUUGCUCUCUACCUCCUGUGGCGGAACCUGGGCCCUCCCAUCCUGGCUGGAGUGGCCGUGAUGGUCCUCAUGGUGCCCGUCAAUGCUGUGAUGGCGAUGAAGACCAAGACGUAUCAGGUGGCCCACAUGAAGAGCAAAGACAAUCGGAUCAAGCUGAUGAAUGAAAUUCUCAAUGGGAUCAAGGUGCUAAAGCUUUAUGCCUGGGAGCUGGCAUUCAAGGACAAGGUGUUGGCCAUCAGGCAGGAGGAGCUGAAGGUGCUGAAGAAGUCUGCCUACCUGGCAGCCGUGGGCACCUUCACCUGGGUCUGCACACCCUUCCUGGUGGCCCUGUGCACAUUUGCCGUCUACGUGACCAUUGACAAGAACAACAUCCUGGAUGCCCAGAAAGCCUUCGUGUCUUUGGCCUUGUUCAACAUCCUCCGGUUUCCCCUGAACAUUCUCCCCAUGGUCAUCAGCAGCAUCGUGCAGGCGAGUGUCUCCCUCAAACGCCUGAGGAUCUUUCUCUCCCAUGAGGAGCUGGAACCUGACAGCAUCGAGCGACGGCCUGUCAAAGACGGCAGGGACACGAACAGCAUCACCGUGAGGAACGCCACAUUCACCUGGGCCAGGAGCGACCCUCCCACGCUGAAUGGCAUCACCUUCUCCAUCCCGGAAGGUGCCUUGGUGGCCGUGGUGGGCCAGGUGGGCUGCGGAAAAUCGUCGCUGCUCUCAGCUCUCUUGGCCGAGAUGGACAAAGUGGAGGGGCACGUGGCUAUCAAGGGCUCGGUGGCCUAUGUGCCGCAGCAGGCCUGGAUUCAGAAUGAUUCUCUCCAAGAAAACAUCCUUUUUGGAUGUCAGCUGGAGGAACCGUAUUACAGGUCCGUGAUACAGGCCUGUGCCCUCCUCCCAGACCUGGAAAUCCUGCCCAGCGGGGAUCGGACAGAGAUUGGCGAGAAGGGCGUGAACCUGUCUGGGGGCCAGAAGCAACGCGUGAGCCUGGCCCGGGCCGUGUACUGCAACGCUGACAUUUACCUCUUCGAUGAUCCCCUCUCAGCAGUGGAUGCCCACGUGGGAAAACAUAUCUUUGAAAAUGUGAUUGGCCCCAAGGGGAUGCUGAAGAACAAGACGCGGAUCUUGGUCACGCAUAGCAUGAGCUACUUGCCGCAGGUGGACGUCAUCAUCGUCAUGAGCGGCGGCAAGAUCUCUGAGAUGGGCUCCUACCAGGAGCUGCUGGCCCGAGACGGCGCCUUCGCUGAGUUCCUGCGUACCUAUGCCAGUGCAGAGCAGGAGCAGGACCCAGAGGACAACGGGGUCACGGGCAUCAGCGGUCCAGGGAAGGAAGCAAAGCAAAUGGAGAAUGGCAUGCUGGUGACAGACAGUGCAGGGAAGCAACUGCAGAGACAGCUCAGCAGCUCCUCCUCCUAUAGCGGGGACGUCAGCAGGCAACACAACAGCACCGCGGAACUGCAGAAAGAUGGGGCCAAGAAGGAGGAGACGUGGAAGCUGAUGGAGGCUGACAAGGCGCAGACAGGGCAGGUCAAACUUUCCGUGUACUGGGACUACAUGAAGGCCAUCGGACUCUUCAUCUCCUUUCUCAGCAUCUUCCUUUUCAUAUGUAACCAUGUGGCCGCGCUGGCUUCCAACUAUUGGCUCAGCCUCUGGACUGAUGACCCCAUAGUCAACGGGACCCAGGAGCACACGAAGGUCCGGCUGAGCGUCUAUGGAGCCCUGGGCAUUUCGCAAGGGAUCGCCGUGUUUGGCUACUCCAUGGCCGUGUCCAUCGGGGGCAUCUUGGCUUCCCGCUGUCUGCAUGUGGACCUGCUGCACAGCAUCCUGCGGUCACCCAUGAGCUUCUUUGAGCGGACCCCCAGUGGGAACCUGGUGAACCGCUUCUCCAAGGAGCUGGACACGGUGGACUCCAUGAUCCCGGAGGUCAUCAAGAUGUUCAUGGGCUCCCUGUUCAACGUCAUCGGUGCCUGCAUCGUUAUCCUGCUGGCCACGCCCAUCGCCGCGAUCAUCAUCCCGCCCCUCGGCCUCAUCUACUUCUUCGUCCAGAGGUUCUACGUGGCCUCCUCCCGGCAGCUGAAGCGCCUCGAGUCCGUCAGCCGCUCCCCAGUCUAUUCCCAUUUCAACGAGACCUUGCUGGGGGUCAGCGUCAUUCGAGCCUUCGAGGAGCAGGAGCGCUUCAUUCACCAGAGUGACCUGAAGGUGGACGCGAACCAGAAGGCCUAUUACCCUAGCAUCGUGGCCAACAGGUGGCUGGCUGUGCGGUUGGAGUGUGUGGGCAACUGCAUCGUUCUGUUUGCUGCCCUGUUCGCGGUGAUCUCCAGGCACAGCCUUAGCGCUGGCUUGGUGGGCCUCUCAGUGUCUUACUCAUUGCAGGUCACCACGUACUUGAACUGGCUGGUUCGGAUGUCAUCUGAGAUGGAAACCAACAUCGUGGCCGUGGAGAGACUCAAGGAGUAUUCAGAGACCGAGAAGGAGGCGCCUUGGCAAAUCCAGGAGACGGCUCCGCCCAGCAACUGGCCCCAGGUGGGCCGAGUGGAAUUCCGGAACUACUGCCUGCGGUACCGAGAGGACCUGGACUUCGUUCUCAGGCACAUCAAUGUCACCAUCAAUGGGGGAGAAAAGGUCGGCAUCGUGGGACGGACGGGAGCUGGGAAGUCAUCCCUGACGCUGGGCUUAUUUCGGAUCAACGAGUCUGCCGAAGGAGAGAUCAUCAUCGAUGGCAUCAACAUCGCCAGGAUCGGCCUGCAUGACCUCCGUUUCAAGAUCACCAUCAUCCCCCAGGACCCUGUGUUGUUUUCGGGUUCCCUCCGCAUGAACCUGGACCCGUUCAGCCAGUACUCGGACGAAGAAGUCUGGACGUCCCUGGAGCUGGCCCACCUGAAGGGGUUCGUGUCAGCCCUUCCCGACAAGCUGGACCACGAGUGUGCAGAAGGCGGGGAGAACCUCAGUGUUGGGCAGCGCCAGCUUGUGUGCCUGGCCCGGGCCCUGCUGAGGAAGACGAAGAUCCUUGUGUUGGAUGAGGCCACGGCAGCUGUGGACCUGGAAACGGACGACCUCAUCCAGUCCACCAUCCGGACACAGUUUGAGGACUGUACCGUCCUCACCAUCGCCCACCGGCUCAACACCAUCAUGGACUACACAAGGUGAUGCCCCUGGCACAGUGGCCUCUAGGCUUUGAGAGUUUGCCUUACUCACUGGCUCAUUCAUUCAUUCAUUCAACACUGUCCUUAUCCCUAGUGACAGCCCCAGUGGGUGGAUCCUCUCUUCAUCCUGGAUGGUACCAGGUAUUUCUUUUUUUUU
Molecule: messenger RNA, 4208 nt
Organism: Mandrillus leucophaeus (drill)
Lineage: Eukaryota; Metazoa; Chordata; Mammalia; Primates; Cercopithecidae
Gene: ABCC1
Product: ATP-binding cassette, sub-family C (CFTR/MRP), member 1
Exons: 27
Coding region: 36-4055 (1339 amino acids)
Biological process (GO): glutathione transmembrane transport; xenobiotic transport
Cellular component (GO): basolateral plasma membrane
Molecular function (GO): ABC-type xenobiotic transporter activity; ATP hydrolysis activity; glutathione transmembrane transporter activity
Source: RefSeq, a predicted model, not a curated record